Eublepharis macularius is the source of this 606-nucleotide messenger RNA. Its product is annotated as acyl-coenzyme A thioesterase THEM4-like. The record is from RefSeq and is a predicted model, not a curated record. Lineage: Eukaryota; Metazoa; Chordata; Lepidosauria; Squamata; Eublepharidae. The annotation marks the transcript as partial. The transcript is spliced from 6 exons.
AUGCUGGAACCCACCUACCAGGUCUGGCCUCUUCCUUCUGAGGAACCAAAGGAUUAUGCCCUCCCCAACUCCAGCUGGAGUGAAGACAUGAUGGAUCAGUUCGACAAGUUCAUGGCGAUGUCUCAAGAUGGGACAUGGCGAAGGAUCCCUUCUCACAGGCAUAUUAAGUGUAGCGUUCCAGAGAGUAUGAGGCAAAAACUGGAAGAGAAUAAUAGAGAGAUCCAGUACUUCUGCAGAAAUAUUGAUAUGGAAGGUCUGGGCUUUGAAUAUGCCAUGUUCUUCAACCAGUCACAGAAAAGGAUGGUGUGUAUUUUCCAGCCAGGUCCCCUCUUGGAGGGCCACCCUGGAAUAGUGCACGGUGGUUCUGUUGCCACCAUUCUCGAUAACACCCUUGCGUGGUGUGCCAUCUUUGAUACCUGUGGGAUGAUGGUAACUGCUAACCUCAGUGUAAACUAUAGGAGCCCCAUCCUGCCGGGCUCUGUAGUCCUGGUAGAUGGGAAAGUGGACAGAAUCGAGGGACGGAAGACAUUCCUCUGUGCCCAGGUGCAGAGUGUGGAUGGGCAGACCCUUCAUGCCGAGGGCACAGGACGUAAGGCAACAGUGGUG